AUGAAGCUUGUGGUGCUCGCGCUCUGCGCGCUCGGCGCGGUGAGCGGGACAGACAAAACACAGUCCAUGACGAACAACAGACAUCGGCGGACUUCGGGGACAGAGCUAUUCCUCAGCAUCGUUGGAGAACGACCAAGCGAGAGGAACCAAAUCAAAUCGUCUAUCCUGCCAGUGCAGCUGCCGAUCCAACUGGGAGGCCAUGGAGGAGUGACAUUACCAAUUCUGGUGCUCCCUGUGCCAAUUUACACCAAUAAUCCAGGUUCCUGCAGCGCUAAUCAUGGAUCAAGCGCUACACAACCAGCACAAACUUUACCAAAUAUACAAAUCGAACAAAUCCGCCAACAAGCUCAAAUCCAGCUUCAAAAAGUGGUCCUACAAUCUCAAGAGCCAACCCCAAACCAGCAAACAGUGGUCCCACAAUCUGAAGAGCCAAUCACAAACCAGCAAACAGUGGUCCCACAAUCUCAAGAGCCAAUCACAAACCAGCAAACAGUGGUCCCACAAUCUCAAGAGCCAAUCACAGACCCGCAAACAGUGGUCCCACAAUCUCAAGAGCCAACCCCAAACCCGCAAACCGUGGUCUCACAAUCUCAAGAGCCAAUCCCAAACCCGCAAACAGUGGUCCCACAAUCUCCAGAGCCAAUCCCAAACCAGCAAUAUGAAAACACCGACACACAACAUGAAGUCGUCCAGAGUAAUUCAGAAGCCCCUCAAUCAAAUCAACAUCAGCAACAUGAAACCAUCCACAGACAUCAAGAAACCAUUACGAGUAAUUCAGUAACCCCUCAAUCUCAGCACCAUGAAACCACCAAUACACAUCAAGAAGCGAUUCAGAUCAACGAGCUUCUUCUAGACACUCAACCACAGAAAACUUAUCAACCCGUGAAGAGUUACGCUUCUGCGAGGGUCGUUAUACCCACUCCGGCAGAUGUUCCUUAUAAGGAGAGUUUGAAUUUCAACCUUGGCACUAACAAUAGGGUCACUUUUAAGGUGGAUGAGUCUCAAGUUCUGGAACCAGUGAACUACGAACAGACGACAGUAGAAGAGGAUAAAAUUCCUUUCUCCGAUGGAUCGCCAAUUUUCGAAACUUCGGAACAGAUGAUCCAAAGCUUCCUCCGCCAAACCCCAGUGGCUCCAGAGGAGCCUGCCGUCAUCCCCGACCUGGACCUCCCUGCCCGUCUCCCGACCACCUCACCCUCGUCUUCCGACGGCCUACCUUCGAUCACAGCAGCGGCGCCGCCUCGUCCGGACUUCAACAGAUCUCUUCAUCUGCGUGUGGAUCUGACUGUGCCGAGCUCCGACUACACUGAGGCUUAUGAUAUACAAUGGCACUCGGAGUCGAACACAGCGAAGACCGUGGUCGAGGAUGGCAGCACUGUCAUCUACCGCGCGCCGCUGGCUGACGGGCGGAUCCAGUUCCUUGAGAUCCAACGAGACCUCGCGGACGGACAGGAGGUGCGCCGCUGCACGCUCUCCCCGCUGAUGCAGGCCUCCCCCGCAGACACUGCCUUCCCAGGACUACCAGCAUUUGACCAGUUUGAGUUCGUUGGCCUCUCCCAGCACCCACCCAUAAACGGCGCCGCCGGUGGGAUGAAACACCAGUUGAUUCUCUGCGCAGCAGCGAACUGGGACGUAGCGUCGUCGUAUAAGCGUCGAAGCUCCCGACUGGCACCCACGAAAGCAGUUCCAUUGUCCGACCACAGCUCGGAUGGGGUCCCUCUCCGAGCAGUGAAUCUGCGGAGGCUCAUAAUCGCAGAAACGGCUGGUGCGUGGCAUAAGCUGUGCGGGAUGGCUAUCGCUUACGCGCGGCAAUGCGCGCACCGCAGCUACUUCGUGCGCCACCACCAUCUCGGGGCGGCCGAAGCGCGCGUCGAGCGCGCGCACCACAACGCCGGGGUCGCGCGCAGACACAAGCAGCGCCGUUACACGACCGCAGAGGGCCGAUCGCUGGUGGAGCGCUGGCGCCGCGUCGUCAAGGGCGGCCCAGGGGAAGGAGGCGCGGCGGAGGGGGAGUCCCUCACCGUCACACACGAGAUGUUCAUCAUCAGGGAAAGGGGACAAGCCGUGCCGCUCAGAUACUCAGUGGUGACUGACAGCUCAGUCCUCGGCCCCAACAGCGACAGUUACACCCACCGCUACAACUUGCUCGACGGACCAACGUCCGCAGUUCUCCCCGACACGGCCAGGGAUUGCGACGUCUUCGAGAAGUAUCAAGAGCACAGUCUUCAGAAGAGGGACAUUGGCCUCGCGUCGAGGGUACUGGCAAAGUUCGACCCGAUCAGAGAAUUCGCUGGACCGACAAGGGAUAUUCGAUACGACUCCAUAUUGACUGACUUCAAAAAGCAAUUCAAACGCAAAUACCUUGACCCGGCCGAAGAGGCCGUCCGCAAAAACCUCCUCGUCCAAUCCUCCCGCUUCAUCGAGGCCGGCAACCGUCUCUGCUCCGGAUUCAAGAUGGCCGCCAACUUCAUGUCAGACCGGCUGGACGAUGAGAUCAACCAGCUGUUCGGAGUCCAGGAGCCGCCAGAGGGCACUAGCGAGCCUGGACUGGUGCCCUUCCCAUACUCGGAGAGUGAAGUAAAGAGUAUCAAGUUGGAGGAUGAGUUUGAUUGGCGGCCGCUUGGUGCCGUUUCUCCUGUUCGCUUCCAAGAGACAACGUGCUCAUCUUGCUGGGCCUUCGCCGUGGCGGGCUCCACGGAGGGCGCGCUCUUCAAGAAGACCGACAAGCUGGUGCCGCUCAGCCCUCAGUGCCUCGUCGACUGCGGCAAACCGUUCGGAACGAACGGCUGCAACGGCACGUGGCCCAGCUUUGCUUAUGACUACGUGAAGGCCCGCGGGCUGCCGGCGUGGGAGGAGUACACCAACUACCAGGCUAAGGUGCUGCAAUGCAAGGACCAGACCGUGCCCCCGGUGACGCACAUCAGCGGGCACGUCAACGUCACCGCCUUCAGCGAGAAUGCCCUCAAGGUGGCGAUCAAGAAUCACGCGCCGUCGGUCGUCAUAGUGGACGCGAAGGCUCAGAGCUUCAUCUAUUACAAGUCGGGAGUGCUCAAGGACAAGCGCUGCGGCGAAAACAAGCCUCGCCUCAAUCACGCCGUCCUCGCCGUCGGCUGGGGCACCAAAGACCGCCCCCACUUCAUCAUCAAAAACUCGUGGAGCGACAAGUGGGGGGAGGGGGGCUACAUCCGCAUCGCGCCCGACUCCUGCGCAGUUCUGGAGCGGCCAUCUUACUCGUUGGUCGAGGAACCGAACAUUGAUAGAGCAGAGCUGAGAGCGGCCGCGGCGAGCCUUAAAGCUUAGUUUUUGAUGCCAAAUCUGAUUAGAUUUUCACCGUUUUGUUGUUCCUCCUGAGUCCCAGAAAGUUUCGU
Molecule: messenger RNA, 3368 nt
Organism: Cydia fagiglandana
Lineage: Eukaryota; Metazoa; Arthropoda; Insecta; Lepidoptera; Tortricidae
Exons: 19
Coding region: 1-3300 (1099 amino acids)
Cellular component (GO): lysosome
Molecular function (GO): cysteine-type endopeptidase activity
Source: RefSeq, a predicted model, not a curated record